UUAAGAGUGAAUAUUUAAAUAAUGUAUUACAGUUUAUUUCAAUCUUUUACCAUAUAUGUACGUAAUAAAAGAAAAAUAUUAUGUUCAAAUUAUUUUUGUUAACAUUGAACAAUUCAAGAUGGCUGCGCCCAUGAGACAUGUUCUGACUAAGAAUCUUCUUCACAAAUAUAUUAAAGUUGACGUUUGCGCGUCGAAAUCAUUAUCAUUUUGUAAGCAUGGGUUUAAUUUGAAUCCAAUAUUAAGAGAAAACUGCAGUUCACUGUGUGAGAAUGGCAUUAGAAACAUACAUUCUUUACCGCCGCUGCUUCUAACGGAGAGAGCUCAGUCCUGUAGCCGGAACUUCGGGGGAGGUUUUCGGCAAGUAACCGCAUCGUUCUUCACGGCCUCGCAAUACAAUACACGCCAGGGGCACCGUUUUUCUGGCUCUUCGCAUCAGAAAAGUACCGGAAAUUUUUCGUUGGCACUUGGAAUAGGAGGUUUUGCCUUGUGCUCCGCUGGCCUUGCAUUCACUUUCUGGCAGGACGACAAUAAAGAGACGAUAGAAAAAAUGAUCGCAAGAGCAGUGAUAGCAGAGAGGGAGAAUAGACUGGGAGAUGCAGACACGUUCUACCAUCAGGCGACUGUCAUGUGUGAGAAGGAGAAAAACUCACAAGCUCUACUCUAUACCUAUGAUCAGAUGGCUAACUUCAACAUGAGGCAUGGCAGGCUCAUGAAGGCGGAGAACCUCUUCAAGGAGACUCUGAAGCUCCUGCUCACCUCAGGGAUCCAGAAGGAAGAUCCAGGAGUAGUGGAGAUCUCCUUGAAGCUCUCCAGGAUUUAUGAGCGCAUGGGAAGAAAUGAUGAGGCAGAUGUAGGAUUCAAGUGGUGCAUUGAAACAUCAGAGAAGCUUCUCAAAGAUACACCUGAUGAUUCAACAGAAGAAAGCCAUGCCAAGAUUAUGAACCUGAAAUCCCUGCUAGGUAUGUGUCUGGAUGCCUAUGCAAGGUUCCUGGGUGCAACGAACAGCCUAGCUGAGGCAGAGAGGAUGUACUCGAGAGCCUUGGAGAUCUGUGAAGGUGACCUCAAGGUCGAUGGUACACCACACCCACAGACAGUUGUUUUACUGAAUGACCUUGCAACCAUCUGUGAUAUGAGAGGUCAUCGUGAUGAUGCUAUAGAGCAUGUUCAAAGAGCAGUAGAACUGGCCGAGAAAUCGUCCCCAACAGUUUUACCGACCAUCCUCUGUAAUCUGGCUUCCAUGAAGAUGCAUAAAGGUCUGAAGGACGAAGCAAGAGAAAUCUACAAGAGAGCAUUGGCACUAGCUGAGAAAGAAGGUGAUCGGGAAGCAGUCAUCACCAUUCGAGCAAACUUGCAGAAGGUCUUAUGACAAAGUCCCACGGCAUGAUAUUCUAUCUUUAUAGACGGUCUCCCCAUUCAGAUAUGGAAAAUUGUAUGUCUUAUGACAGCAUCCAAUAGCAGGAUACUAUAUCGUGGGGUCAGUGACCCAAAGUCGGAACUCCAUUUUAGCCAUUUUGAGAAAAAGUGGUUUAUGUGUCACUGAGCACUUGGGC
Messenger RNA from Strongylocentrotus purpuratus (purple sea urchin), 1550 nucleotides. RefSeq names its product tetratricopeptide repeat protein 19, mitochondrial (gene ttc19). NCBI's taxonomy places the organism in Eukaryota, Metazoa, Echinodermata, Echinoidea, Camarodonta, Strongylocentrotidae. Gene Ontology annotation, cellular component: mitochondrial inner membrane. Gene Ontology annotation, biological process: mitochondrial respiratory chain complex III assembly. Bases 56 to 1366 code for a protein of 436 amino acids. Gene Ontology annotation, molecular function: protein binding. The record is from RefSeq and is a predicted model, not a curated record. The transcript is spliced from 8 exons.